Clupea harengus (Atlantic herring) is the source of this 9305-nucleotide messenger RNA. It is a transcript of the gene fbn2, whose product is annotated as fibrillin 2. The record is from RefSeq and is a predicted model, not a curated record. Gene Ontology annotation, molecular function: calcium ion binding. NCBI's taxonomy places the organism in Eukaryota, Metazoa, Chordata, Actinopteri, Clupeiformes, Clupeidae.
ACUGCGGGGCAUACAUAAACAUGUCAGACACGUGUAGGGAAUUCUCCAGGGGCCAGUUAGCUGAGGGGACGCGUUUGUCUGUCCAGCGAUCAGCAUAGCCUGUAGGUGCACCGUGGACAGUAACUUCUGAGACCUACGCACCAUCUGACACCAGGAGCACACGCACAACCACUGGUUCCCUCUUCUCUGCGCACUGUGCAGCCACUGCUUUUGAAUCUCCGCUCUUUUCCCCUCUUCUGUCUCUCGAGUUUCUCCGAAUCUGUCCUCUCUGGAUCUUGGAGUUGCUGCCUGGCAUGGCUGGAUGGAAUUUUUUUUGACGAGGGCAAUGCCAAUCUUAUCUUUGUCACUAUUUUGUUGUUUACUUCAGUCGUCCAAUCGCAAACCUUAUUUCGUGGGAAUUUAUUGACAAAAAUGGAGUUGUGAGACGUUGACGCAGGAUCCGUUAGUAUUAGGUUGAACAUUGAUCAGUUUGAAAUUUAAACCAAAUAUUCAUGACGGGGAGAAAGUGGACUAUGGCUUUUGUACUUGGAUAUGUGAGUUUGUUGGGCAUUCUGGUGAAUAUUGUAAUGGGACAGAUUCCUGAAAAUCACGGGAGGACACAAUAUGAUGGCUCUGCAGCAAGUAGCAGAGUACGCAGACGUGGAAAACAAGAUGCGCUUACGGGACCAAAUGUGUGUGGAUCUCGUUUCCAUUCCUACUGCUGUCCAGGGUGGAAAACUUUGCCAGGGGGCAACCAGUGUAUCGUGCCCAUAUGCCGUAACAGCUGUGGGGAUGGUUUCUGCUCACGCCCCAACAUGUGCACUUGCCCGACUGGUCACAUUACCCCAACCUGUGGGACCAAAUCCCCCCAGCAGUGUAGUAUCAGGUGCAUGAAUGGCGGGGCCUGUGCGGAGGACCACUGCACGUGUCCCAAGGGCUACACAGGAGCCCACUGUGGACAGCCCGUCUGCGAGAAGCAGUGCCAGAAUGGCGGGCGUUGCAUUGGACCCAACCGGUGUGCCUGUGUCUACGGCUUCACAGGGCCCCAGUGUGAAAGAGACUACAGAACGGGUCCCUGCUUCACCCAGGUCAACAACCAGAUGUGCCAGGGCCAGGUGACUGGCAUCGUCUGCACCAAGACGCUGUGCUGUGCCACCGUGGGCCGAGCCUGGGGCCACCCCUGUGAGAUCUGCCCGGCCCAGCCUCAGCCCUGCCGCAGAGGUUUCAUCCCCAACAUCCGCACCGGGGCCUGCCAGGAUGUUGACGAGUGCCAGGCCAUUCCAGGGCUGUGCCAAGGAGGGAACUGCAUUAACACCGUGGGCUCGUACGAGUGCAAGUGCCCAGCCGGACAUCGUCAGAACGAGAUCAAUCAGAAAUGUGAAGAUGUAGACGAGUGUACCACCACCCCACGCACGUGUGACGGCGGCCGGUGUGUGAACCUGGUGGGCAGCUUCUCCUGCGUGUGCCCGUCUGGGUUGGUGCCCUCUGCAGACAAGACCCGCUGCCUCGACCAGCACUCGGGCCUGUGUUUCUCUGGUCUGCUGAGCGGGCGCUGCACCCAGGAGCUGCCGGGCCGCUACAGUAAGGCUCAGUGCUGUUGUGACGCCGGCCGCUGCUGGGCCAGAGGCAACCUGCCAGAACUCUGCCCCGUCCCGGGAUCUGAGGCGUACCAGAGGCUGUGUCAGGAGGGAGCUCCGGUAAGACCAUACCCCGAGGGGGAUCCAGUGAUCGUGGGCGGCCGAGUGCCAUACCCCCAGGCCCCAGAGUACGACCCUACGAUCAACGGCCGCAGAGUCAAUGGAAAUGGACACCCCUACCCCCAGACCCCAGAGAAUGGAAAUAGCAACAGGAGGCACCCCAUCAAUGGCAACGGUCACAAAAUACCCCAGCAGCCUGACUAUGCCACCCUGAACCACACGGCGGACUACUGCAGGCAGGUGCCCAAUGUCUGCAUAAACGGGCACUGCAUCCCCGUGGCGUCGAGCUACCGCUGCGAAUGUAACAAAGGCUACAUGCUGGAUGGCAGAGGAGACUGUAUGGAUUUCGACGAGUGCGCCUCAGACCCCUGCUCUAAUGGAGACUGCGUCAACACCCCCGGCUCCUACUACUGCAAGUGCCACACUGGCUUCCUCAGGACCCCGACCAAGCAAACCUGCAUAGACAUUGACGAGUGCCUGCACAACGGGGUGCUGUGCAACAACGGGCGCUGUCUGAACACGGAGGGUACCUUCCAGUGCAUCUGCAACGCAGGCUUCCAGCUCACUCCCGACAGGAGGAACUGCGUGGACCACGAUGAGUGCGCCUCCACCAACAUGUGCUUGAACGGCAUGUGCAUCAACGAGGACGGCAGCUUCAAGUGCAUCUGCAAACCUGGCUUCAUUCUGGCCUCCAGUGGCCGCUACUGCAUAGAUAUUGAUGAGUGUCAGACCCCAGGCAUGUGUAUGAAUGGCCGCUGUCUUAACACUGAUGGCUCUUUCCGCUGUGAGUGCAUGGCAGGGCUUGCCGUGAGUACAGACGGACGUUCCUGCAUAGACACACACAUGCGCAGCACCUGCUACGGAGGCAUCAAGAAGGGGGUGUGCAUUCGCCCCUUCCAGGGAGCGGUCACCAAGUCCGAGUGCUGCUGUGCCAAUGCCGAUUACAGCUUUGGCGAGCCCUGCCAGCCCUGCCCGGCCAGGAAUUCAGCUGAAUUCCAGGCGUUGUGUGGGAGUGGAAUCGGCUUCUCAGUAGACGGCACAGAUAUUAAUGAGUGUGCGCUGGACCCUGACAUCUGUGCUAACGGCGUGUGUGAGAACCUGAGGGGGAGCUACCGCUGCAUCUGUAACGUGGGCUACGAGACCGACGGCAGCGGCAGGAACUGUGUGGACAUUGACGAAUGCCUGGUGAACCGGCUGCUGUGUGACAACGGCCUGUGCCGGAACGUUCCGGGAAGCUACAGCUGCACCUGCCCAAAGGGGUAUCUCUUUAGGCAGGACUCUGAGACGUGCGAAGAUGUGAAUGAGUGUGAGAUCAGUCCGUGUGUGAGCGGGGCGUGUAGGAACAAUGCUGGCUCCUUCUCCUGCGAGUGCUCGCCAGGCAGCAAGCUUGACCCCACGGGACUCAUCUGCAUUGACAGCCUGAAAGGCACCUGCUGGCUCCACAUCCAAGAUGGCCGCUGUGAGGUCAACAUCAACGGCGGGACACUGAAGUCGGAGUGCUGCUCCACGCUGGGGGCCGCCUGGGGUAGCCCCUGCGAGCAGUGCGAGAUCGAUCCUGUUUGCUCCAGAGGGUUCGCUCGUCCAAAAGGCAUCACCUGUGAAGACGUGAACGAGUGUGAGGUGUUCCCCGGUGUGUGUGUUAAUGGCCGCUGCGUGAACAGCCGCGGUUCCUUCAAGUGCCAGUGUCCAGAGGGCCUAACCCUGGACUCCACGGGACGCUUGUGUGUCGAUAUCCGCUCGGAGCAGUGUUACCUCACGUACGAUGAGGACACCUGCACCCAGUCCGUGUCUGGAAGGUUCCGGAUGGACGCCUGCUGCUGCACUGUGGGGGCUGCCUGGGGGAAGGAGUGUGACGCUUGCCCGGAGCCUGGCAGCCGCGAGUACGACACCCUCUGUCCGCGAGGCCCCGGCUUUGCCAACCGAGGAGACGUACUCACCGGGAGACCCUUCUACAAGGACAUCAAUGAAUGUAAAGUGUUCCCCAGCAUCUGCACCCAUGGCAAAUGCCGCAACACGAUUGGCAGCUUCAGGUGUCGCUGUAACAGCGGCUUCGCUCUCGACAUGGAGGAACGGAACUGCACUGACAUCGAGGAGUGCCGCAUCUCGCCGGACCUGUGUGGUCACGGGACCUGCGUCAACACGCCCGGCAGCUUCGAGUGCGAGUGCUUCGAGGGCUACGAGAGCGGCUUCAUGAUGAUGAAGAACUGCAUGGACAUUGAUGAGUGUGAGCGGAACCCUGGCCUGUGCCGUGGAGGCUCCUGUGAGAACACUGAUGGCAGCUACCUGUGUGUGUGUCCACAUGGUCAUCAGCUGUCUGCUGACGGGGAUGCCUGUGAGGAUGUUAACGAGUGUGAGCUGAGCUCCUCGCUGUGUCGAAACGGCAAGUGUGUGAACGUAGUGGGAACAUAUCGCUGCACCUGUACCUCCGGCUACCAGCCCACACCUGACCUACAGGGAUGCACAGACAUUGAUGAGUGCACCAUAGAGAAUGGAGGCUGUGAUCUGCACUGCACCAACUCAGAGGGCAGCUAUCAGUGCAGCUGUAACUCAGGCUACGCCCUCAUGCCCGACCAGAGGAGCUGCAAUGAUGUGGAUGAAUGUGAGGAGGAGCCUGGCAUCUGUGAUGGAGGACAGUGCUCUAACAUCCCCGGGGAGUACCACUGUCUGUGCUUCGACGGGUUCAUGGCGUCCCUCGACAUGAAGAGCUGCAUAGAUGUGAACGAGUGUGAGCUGAAUGCCAACCUGUGCAUGUUCGGGGAGUGUGAGAACACCAAGGGCUCCUUCAUCUGCCACUGCGACGUGGGCUACUCCGUCAAGAUCGGCACAUCUGGCUGCACAGAUGUGGACGAGUGUGAGGUGGACGCCCAUAACUGCGAUCUCCAUGCCACCUGUGUCAACACCCCGGGGGGCUUCCACUGCUCCUGUCGAGAAGGCUGGCUGGGCGACGGGGUCAAGUGUGUGGACCUGGACGAGUGCACUAAUGGGACACACCACUGCAGUGCCAGUGCUGAGUGUGUGAACUCCCCCGGCUCCUACCGCUGCUCCUGCUCACCGGGCUUCACUGGAGAUGGCGUCACCUGCACAGACACGGAUGAGUGUGCUGAAAAUGUGAACCUGUGUGAAAACGGCCAGUGCCUGAACGUGCCCGGAGGCUACCGCUGCGAGUGUGAGAUGGGCUUCGUCCGGGCCCCUGACAGCAAAUCCUGCAAAGAUAUCGAUGAGUGCACCUUCCAUAGCAUCUGUGUGUUUGGCACCUGCAAGAACCUCCCCGGAAUGUUCCGCUGCAUCUGUGACGAUGGCUAUGAGCUAGACAGGUCCGGAGGAAACUGCACAGACGUAGAUGAGUGCAUGGACCCUAUAAACUGUGUGAAUGGACUCUGUGUGAACAUCCCUGGCUCCUACGAGUGUAACUGCCCAAAUGACUUUGAGCUCAACCCUACUGGAGUGGGCUGUGUGGACACUCGUGUGGGGAACUGUUUCCGGGAGGCGAGUCCUCGCGGGCGCGGCAGUCUGUCGUGUAGCGUGGAGGUGGGGGUGGGCGUCAGCCGCUCCUCCUGCUGCUGCUCGCUGGGCCGAGCCUGGGGGAACCCCUGUGAACUCUGCCCCCCCAUCAACUCCUCGGACUACAGCACUUUGUGUCCAGGUGGAGAGGGCUUCAGACCAAAUCCCAUCACCAUCAUCCUGGAAGACAUUGACGAAUGCCAGGAGUUGCCAGGACUUUGCCAGGGAGGGAACUGUCUGAACACCUUUGGGAGUUUCCAGUGUGACUGCCCUCCCGGCUACUACCUCAAUGAGGACAGCCGCAUCUGUGAAGACAUUGACGAGUGUGUGUCGAACCCGGGCAUCUGUGGACCUGGCACCUGCUAUAACACCCUGGGCAACUACACCUGUGUGUGCCCACAGGAGUACAUGCAAGUCAAUGGAGGCAACAACUGCAUGGACAUGAGGAAGAGCCUCUGUUACAGGAACUACAAUGGCACCGUGUGUGAGAACGAGUUGGCCUUCAACCUCACCCACCGACUCUGCUGCUGUUCCUACAACGUGGGCAAAGCCUGGAACAAGCCCUGUGAAGCCUGCCCAACACCCGCCACAGAUGAGUACCGUUUCCUCUGUGGCAACAUUGUACCUGGAUUCAAACUGGACAUUGAGACCGGUAAAGCCGUAGACAUUGAUGAGUGUCGGGAGAUCCCUGGUAUCUGUGCCAACGGUGUUUGCAUCAACCAGAUCGGAAGCUUCCGCUGCGAAUGCCCCACAGGCUUCAGCUACAAUGACCUCCUGCUCGUGUGUGAAGACAUAGAUGAGUGCAGCAGUGGUGAGAGCCUGUGCCAGAGGAACGCAGACUGCAUCAACAGCCCCGGUAGCUACCGCUGCGAGUGCUCCGACGGCUUCAACCUCUCCCCCACCGGUGCCUGCAUCGACCGCAACGAGUGCUUGGAGAUCCCCAACGUCUGCAGCCACGGGGAGUGUGUGGACAUCCAGGGCGGCUACGAGUGUGUCUGCCACAACGGCUUCAGAGUGUCCGUCAACCACAGGAUGUGCAUGGACGUCGACGAGUGUGUGCGGCAGCCCUGUGGAAACGGCACGUGCAAGAACACGGUGGGCUCCUUCAACUGCCUCUGUCACCCCGGCUUUGAGAUCACACAUAACAACGACUGCACAGACAUUGACGAGUGCACGAACUCGUACGGCCAGAUCUGCAGGCACGGCCACUGCAUCAACAGCAUCGGCUCCUUCCAGUGCCUGUGUGACGAGGGAUACGAGCCCAAUCUGGAGGGCAAAAACUGCAUCGAUGUGAACGAAUGUGUUAUCCUGCCUGGAACUUGUGCUCCCGGCACGUGCCAGAACCUGGAUGGGUCGUUCCGCUGCAUCUGUCCUGAGGGUUACAGGGUGCUGAACGAACACUGCGUAGAUGUCAAUGAGUGUGUGGAGGAUCCCAACAUCUGUCUGUUUGGGACCUGUUUCAACAGCCCUGGCAGCUUUGAGUGUGUUUGCAAACCUGGGUUCAUCUUGUCAGAGAACGGACGCAGAUGUUAUGAUAAGCGGGAGAGCUACUGCUUCACACGCUUUGAGAGCGGCAAGUGCUCGCUCCCGCAGGCCUUCAACACAUCCAAGGCCAAGUGCUGCUGCAGCAACAUGCCUAAAGAGGGCUGGGGCGACCCCUGUGAGCUCUGCCCCAAGGAGACUGAUGCUGGCUUCAAAGACCUUUGUCCGUUUGGCUUUGGUAUAGUCCCUGGCUUUGAUGACUCACGUAUAGACCUGAAUGAAUGCGUGGAGAAUCCAGGCAUCUGCUACAAUGGGCACUGUAUCAACACUGACGGCUCCUUCCGCUGUGAAUGUCCCAUGGGCUACACGCUCAACUACACCGGGGUGCACUGUAUCGACAUUGAUGAGUGCUUGGUGGGAAACCCAUGUGGGAACGGCACCUGCACUAAUGCGAUCGGGGGCUUUGAGUGCACCUGUGAUGAUGGCUUUGAACCAGGACCCAUGAUGACCUGUGAAGACAUAAACGAGUGCGGGCAGAACCCAUUGCUCUGUGCGUUCCGCUGCAUUAACACGUUCGGCAGCUACGAGUGCAGCUGCCCAGCGGGCUACACGCUCAGGGAGGACGGCAGGAUGUGCAAAGACCUGGAUGAGUGUUCUGAGGGCCUUCAUGACUGUGAGUCCCGGGGGAUGGCCUGCAAGAACCUCAUCGGCACCUUCAUGUGCAUCUGCCCGCCAGGGAUGAUGCGCCGCCUGGACGAUGAACUGUGUCAAGAUGAGAAUGAGUGCCGCACUAAGCCUGGUAUCUGUGAGAACGGGCGCUGUGUGAACACCAUCGGCAGCUACAUGUGUGAGUGCGGGGAAGGCUUCCAGCCAGACUCCACCCGCACACAGUGCUUAGACUACCGGGAGGGCUUCUGCUUCACGGAGGUGCUUCAGACAAUGUGCCAGAUGUCGUCCAGCAGCAGGACCCCCUCCACCAAGUCUCAGUGCUGCUGUGACGGGGGCCGCGGCUGGGGCAACCAGUGCGAACUCUGCCCCCUGCCCGGCACCGCCAAGUACAAGAAGCUGUGCCCACACGGCCAUGGAUACGCCACCGACGGCAGAGACAUAGACGAGUGCAGACUCAUCCCAGACGUGUGUAAGAACGGAAAGUGCAUCAACACCAUGGGCUCCUACAAGUGCCACUGCAAACCUGGGUACACCACUACUAUCAGUGGAACAGCAUGCGUCGACCGGGAUGAAUGUGUCAUGUCUCCCAAGCCGUGCAACUUUAUCUGCAAGAACACAGAGGGCAGCUAUGUGUGCUCCUGUCCCCGUGGUUACACACUGCAGGAGGACGGCAGGACCUGUAAAGAUCUAGACGAGUGUCAGACCAAGAAGCACAACUGCCAGUUCAUCUGUGUCAACACCAUCGGUGGCUUCACCUGCAAGUGCCCUCCUGGUUUUACUCAGCACCACACAGCCUGCAUAGAUAAAAAUGAGUGCGCGGGAGAAGCCUCCCUCUGCGGAACCAAGGGCAUCUGCCAGAACAGCCCAGGCAGCUUCAACUGCGACUGCCAGCACGGAUACUCCCUGGACAACACUGGCCUGCACUGCGAAGAUGUGGAUGAGUGUAAGAGCACCCACAGGUGCCAGUAUGGCUGCCAGAACAUGCUAGGAGGCUAUCGCUGCAGCUGCCCCCAGGGCUACACACAGCACUAUCAGUGGAAUCAGUGUGUGGAUGAGAACGAAUGCUCCAACCCCACCAGCUGUGGCUCGGCGUCCUGCUACAACACGCUGGGCAGCUUCAAGUGUGCCUGCCCCUCGGGCUACAACUUCGACCAGUUCAGCAGCAGCUGCCAGGACUUGAACGAGUGCACCACGCGCAAGAACCCCUGCAACUACGGCUGCUCCAACACCGAGGGGGGCUACCUGUGCGGAUGCCCCCCGGGCUACUUCAGAGUGGGCCAAGGUCACUGUGUGUCUGGAACUGGCUUUGGGAAAGGCCUGCACAUGCCUCAUGCGGGAGAAGAGCGAGUGGAGGAGGACAACGCCCUCUCCCCCGAGGCCUGCUACGAGUGCAAGAUCAACGGCCACUCCAAGAGGGGCACGCGGAGGAGACGGGACGCCAACGGAACCCUGGCAGCAGAGGAGCCGGAGGUGAGCCUGGCCAGUCUGGACAUGGAUGAGCCGCUGAUGCUCGUGCUCAACACCUCCCAGCUGGACCCUGACGAGCACCUCCUGGAGCUACGGCCCGCCCUGCGGCCCCUCGACGGCCACGUGCGCUACGCCAUAGCCGGGGGCAGCGGGGCCGACGUCUUCCGUCUGGAGCACCGCGACGGCCUGAGCUACCUGCACUUGGCGUCACCGGUGGCGGGAGAGGCGUGGCAGCGGCAGAUACGGCCCGCGCCCGGAAGCUACGUGCUGGAGAUCAGCAGCGCGCCACUCUUCGCUCCCGCCCAGCUCCGAGCGCUCGAGAGCAGCAAGGACAGAGACUACCUCUCAGGGGAGCUGGGCGAAAACCUGCACAUGAGACUGCACAUCCAGCUGCAGGAGAACUAGAGCCAGCGGGCCUGUGGAGCAGCAGGAUCACACCCAUGUCAUUAUCUCCCUCCCUCCCUCGCUCGCUCACUCUCUGCUUCCGGAGUUCUCUCUCACUCCCUCUUU